Molecule: messenger RNA, 1192 nt
Organism: Oryza brachyantha (malo sina)
Lineage: Eukaryota; Viridiplantae; Streptophyta; Magnoliopsida; Poales; Poaceae
Exons: 2
Coding region: 88-819 (243 amino acids)
Source: RefSeq, a predicted model, not a curated record
UCUCCCGCUCACUCUUCCAACCUCUCCUCCUCCUCCUCCUUCACGUGCCACGCGCGAACCCACCCCGACCUCGCCGCGAACGUCUCCAUGGGCAACGCUCUCGCGGGCAAGCGGCGCGUGGCCAAGGUGAUGACGGUGGACGGCGCCACGUCCCGGUACAAGACGCCGGCGACGGCGGGCGCGGCGCUGCGGGGGCACCCGGGCCACCAGCUGCUGGAGUCCGAGGAGGUGCGCCGGCUCGGCGUGCGCGCCCGCCCGCUCGACCGCGACGCGCCGCUCAAGCCCGGGAAGCUCUACUUCCUCGUCCAGCUCCCCCGCGGCGGCGUCUCAUCCGGCGCCGGCGUCUCUGGGCGUGGCGGCGGCGACUACGACCACGACCCGCGGGCGCCGCGCAAGACGUGGUCCGGGGCGCUCCACGUCGGCGCCAGGGAGCGGCUGGAGAGCCUGAUGCUGUCGCGGCGCACGGUGUCGGACAUGGCGUCCGUGAUGCCCGCGUCCGCCGCGGCCAGGGCGGUCGCAGCCGGCGAGUCCGGGAGGCCGUCGUCCGUGGAGGUCGGUGUGGAUGGCGCGGUGCGGCUGCGGAUGCGGCUGCCCAAGUCGGAGGUGGCGCGGCUGAUGAAGGACAGCAAGGACGCCGCCGAGGCGGCCGAGAAGAUCAUGCAGCUGUGCGUCGCCAGGGACCAGGGCGGCGCCGGCGCUCCCUCGCCGGCGCUGUCCAAGUCCGGCCCGGUGUCGGCGAUGUCGGGCAGGAAGACGUCGGCCAUGAAGAAAGAGAAACGGACGAGGUUUGUGACCUUUCCUGACGAGGUCAUCGGAUGACAAAAAUGGGAGAAAAUGUUGCUUUUUUAGGGGGUCUUUCUUUCUUGUUUGGUUUUUCAGAAAAAAAGGAAUUUGCAGGGGCUUAGAACAUGAGAAGCCGCUCCUACAUGGCUUCCUAUCUCUCCCCCCAGCAAUUCCUAACUUCUGAAUUAUUAGCCCGGCUAAUCAUGUUUUGUUGUAAGUACGUAGUAGCUUAAUUAGCUAGUGAAAAGAAAGAAAGAAAUGGAAAAAAAAAAGAAGCAGCAGCUAGAAAUGCUUACUGGUGAACUAGUUGUGCAAGUAGUGGUUUCUUUCAGGGCAACAGAGGCUUGAUCGUCUGUAUAUGUAUGGUUUGUGGAAUUAGUUUCCAUGUGCUGUUAAUCAUCUCCAUCCA